UUUGGAGGUGCAACACCUGCUGAAGUUACACAAGGAACAACAGCAGAAAUUGUAACGACAACCGUAGGAGAACUUGGAACAACUGUUGGACGUGGAACACCUGCUGAGGGUACACAAGCAACAACAGCAGAAGGUGUAACGACAAGCGUAGGAGAAGUCGGAACAAGUGCUGAACAUGAAACACGCGCUGAUGGUGCAGAAGGCACAACCGCAGAAGGUGUAACGACAAGCGUAGGCAAAGUUGGAACAACUGCUGGACAUGAAACACCUGCUGAGGGUACACAAGGAACAACAGCAGAAGUUGUAACGACAACCGUAGGAGAACUUGGAAGAACUGUUGGACGUGGAACAUCUGCUGAAGUUACGCAAGGAACAACAGUUCGAGGUGUGACGAAAAGCGUAGGCAAAGUUGGAACAACUGCUAAACAUGAAACACCUGCUGGGGGUACACAAGCAACAACAGCAGAAGGUGUAACGACAAGCGUAGGAAAAGUCGGAACAACUUUUGGAGGUGCAACACCUGCUGAAGUUACACAAGGAACAACAGCAGAAAUUGUAACGACAACCGUAGGAGAACUUGGAACAACUGUUGGACGUGGAACACCUGCUGAGGGUACACAAGCAAUAACAGCAGAAGGUGUAACGACAAGCGUAGGAGAAGUGGGAACAACUGGUGGACGUGGAACACCUGCUGAAGUUACACAAGGAACAACAGCAGAAGGUGAAACGACAACCGUCGGAGAACUCGGAACAACUGCUGGACAUCGAGCACUUUUGGAUAGUACACAAGGCACGGCAACAGAAGAUUUGACGAUUACCGUGAGAAAAGUCGCAGCAAGUACUGGGCAUGAAACGGUAGCGGAAGGAACGGUAGGCGAGACGUAUAUGCCGGUGACUGUUCGUGAAAGAAACUCAGCAAUUAGUACCUUAUCCUCUAUUUUAUCAUCAACAACUGUUAGUUCGAGUCCAUUGAAGAAUAUAUCAACGCCUCACUUCUCGACGACAACAUCAAGUAUUUGUGAAGACGGUAUUGUACUCAUUCCAGAAGAAGGCAAUAGUGAGAACAGCUUAUUAGUACCUCGCUAUUUUGUGAAACCACGAAUACCCUAUAAUCCGACUGAUGUAAAUCCAGGAGAAAUGGGUGUCUCUUUUCCUGCAUCGGACAAAGCUUAUAUUAUGAUUUUUCCAGUAUCACCAGCAGCUGUAAUUAAAUCAGUUCGCUUACCGGGAACAAGUAAUGUCGAUCAAAUGCGUGUCUUGUUUCUGGAUGCACAAGAUAAGCCUAUUAUUGUUCAACCAUCAGAUCAUGUCCCAUUACAAAUAACUUCGAAGUUAGAAAAACAUCCGACAAUCAAUGUGAAUCUUUUAGAAAAAGUAAAUGCUGUUCAUAUUACGUUUAUACACACAAGUGACAGUCAACCACCAGAAGGUGUAACGGUUGAAAUAGUUGCCUGCGUUGAACCAUCAAAGACAACAUCCAAAACAUAUACCACACCUGCUACCAACUACACAUCAUCAAUAUCAUCUCCUGACAGCCCCUGCAAACCUAAACGAAAACCUGCUGCUCGAGUUGCCAUUGGUGAUUGCAUUUCUCGACAAGAAAUUCAACAAGAAUCAUGUGCUGGUCAUUGUCCAUCAUACGAAGAGCUUGAUCCUUUAACCGGAGAUAUCGCAGAAAAAGAAUGUUCAUGUUGUGCACCAGAUUCAACUUAUACUGAACCAAUUAUAAUGGACUGUGUUAAUCCAAUAACAGGACGAAACGAAGAGCGAACAUCUCAAAUUAUUCGUAUUCGAUCAUGCAAGUGUUCAACGUGUUUAGGAACAGCAGUAAAAUCUUAUUCCAAUGAUGAAAAAACAUACGAAACAAUCGACAGAAACAAUCGCUCGAAAAUAAAAACAAAAACGCGCCGACGAUAA
Molecule: messenger RNA, 1917 nt
Organism: Rotaria sp. Silwood2
Lineage: Eukaryota; Metazoa; Rotifera; Eurotatoria; Philodinida; Philodinidae
Source: the annotation of a GenBank genome assembly